Messenger RNA from Coccinella septempunctata (seven-spotted ladybird), 362 nucleotides. RefSeq lists its product as uncharacterized. The record is from RefSeq and is a predicted model, not a curated record. Lineage: Eukaryota; Metazoa; Arthropoda; Insecta; Coleoptera; Coccinellidae. Bases 15 to 362 code for a protein of 115 amino acids. The transcript is spliced from 2 exons.
AAACAGGGCUAAAAAUGAAUAGUGUAAGACAAGCUUUUUUUCAAAAAGGAUCACCGGAAGUCGCAGUCAAAUAUACCUAUGACAGAAGUCCUGAAUACGAUUUGUGUUUUGAGUUGAACUACAAUAAGGGUGGUCGAAAACGACAAGAAAAGGCCUUUUCUGAACCUGAAAGAAUUUAUAAGCAACUGCUUUCAAUAUCCGAAUUAAAAAGAAGGGAUUUGGAUAAACUUUGCAAAAACAAUGUCAUACCUGCCAGGUUUCACGAUGAAUUUUUUAAACUGAAAUCAAAGUCUUCUGUUCAAGAUGAGUUAGCAAAGAGUGAUGCAGAGGAUGACAAGGAGGAUGAAAGCUCCGAAUCUUAA